Messenger RNA from Salvia hispanica, 1560 nucleotides. The record is from RefSeq and is a predicted model, not a curated record. Lineage: Eukaryota; Viridiplantae; Streptophyta; Magnoliopsida; Lamiales; Lamiaceae.
GUGGAUUAAUCAAUUAAUAGUUCUUGUGCUCAGUCCGGCAAAGGCUAUGAUUCUUAAUCCUGCUACUCGUGCUUACUCAACUGAGGCUAAUGUUUCUGGCCCUGGAAGCCACUUACAUGGAAGUUCAGCUGAAGACAGCGAACGGGAAAAAACGAAAUGUCUUCCUGGUUUUAUAUUCCUAUGUAAUAUGAGCACAAAGUUGCAAUGUUACCAAUACCGUGUGUUUGGACUUCCCUUUGGCAGAAUGGAAGUGGUGGAGAAGAUAAAGAUUGGUUCAAAGCUAUUUUUGUUUGAUUUUAAGUCAAAGCUUCUAUAUGGUGCAUAUGAAGCAACUUGUGAUGGAAAUCUUAACUUGGAACCUGCAGCUUUUGGAGGGCAAUUCCCUGCUCAGGUAAAAUUCAAAAUCUUUAAGGAAUGUCUUCCAAUUCAUGAAAGUUCCCUCAGGUAUAUUAUAAAGGAAAACUAUACAGGCGCAAAAUUUAAGCAAGAACUCGAUGGCGAGCAAGUGGCGAAAUUGAUAUCAAAUUUUCGUCCUCUCGUUUCAUCGGUAUGCCAGCCUGCACCACAAGCUCUGGCCCAUGUACCCCGACCAGGGGCCGAUCCUCCUUCGCUAUUAGAAUAUCAGCAUAACCUUACUGGGAGAAUGCCUAACAUGGAAGUUCCUUACACACCAGUGGUGCAGUAUAACAACAUCCGCCCGCCAGUGGAGGCUCAACCUGUUCUUAACGCCACUUAUCCAGAGUACGGGUUUCGUAGAAGAGCAGCUUAUGUGGAAAAUGUACUGCCAACUUUGGAGCAUCAAAGUUUUCCAGCAGCCAGUAGUUAUGCCUCCCAACCUCAACUUCAACCUCAACGACCAUUGUUUGCCGAAGCACCUUAUGUGGAAACUGUACAGCCAACUUUGGACCGUCAAAAUUUUCCGGCAGCCAGUAGUUAUGCUGCGUAUCCUCGACCUCAACAACCAUCAGCUUAUGUGGAAACGGUACAGCCAACUUUGGAGCAUAAAAGUUUUCCGGCAGCCAGUAGUUAUGCUGCGUAUCCUCAACCUCAACAACCAUCAGCUUAUGUGGAAACGGUACAGCCAACUUUGGAGCAUCAAAGUUUUCCGGCAGCCAGUAGUUAUGCUGCCCAUCCUCAACCUCAACAACCAUUAGCUUAUGUGGAAACAGUACAGCCAACUUUGGAGCAUCAAAAUUUUCCGUCAGCCAGUAGUUAUGCUGCGUAUCCUCAACCUCAACAACCAUUGUAUGCCGAAGCAGCUUAUGUGGAAACUGUACAGCCAACUUUGGACCAUCAGAGUUUUCCGGCAGCCGGUGGCUAUGCUGCCUAUCCUCAACCUCAACGACCAUUGUAUGCCGAAAAUGUUGGCCAUUAUGCUGCCCAUCCUCAACAACCACCACCACAGUUUGCUGAAAAUGUUGCCCAGCAGCCAUUAAGCCGAUUUUAUUUAAAUAAUUAUGCGUCAUCAUAAGAAACUGAUUAAACCAGCUUUAUCACUUGCGCUGCAGCAAGCCACCACCCCAGUUUUUCUUCUAUAAUUAUAGUCUAUGAUAUGAUACC